UUAAAACAGAGCAAAAAGAAAUCUGUUGUUGACAGGAAAGUUACUGGAGAGAAGAAACGAAAAAUUAAAAUGCAUUCAUUUCUGAUUUGUACGAUUGUGAUAUUUGUUUGCGCAUACGCACAAGUCUCAGUACCACCGGGCUACAAAGAAAAAUAUCCACAAUACUAUUAUUCGAAGCAAGCCCGUCAUCCCAGAGAUGUGACGUGGGACAAACAAGUGGGUAAAGGAAAAGUCUUCGGUACCCUUGGCAAUGACGACCAGGGACUGUUCGGCAAAGGUGGUUACAAGCAAGAAAUAUUCAAUGACAACAGAGGAAAAUUAGAAGGGCAAGCUUACGGUACUAGGGUUUUAGGAGCUGAUGGUGGUACCAGCAAUCUCGGAGGAAGAUUAGACUGGUCCAAUAAAGAUGCAAAAGCUGCGUUGGAUAUUAGCAAGCAAAUUGGUGGGCGUACCAGUGUAACAGCAACAGGGUCCGGAGUAUGGAACCUUGAUAAGAACACCCGUAUUUCCGCUGGUGGAGCCAUCUCUCAAGAAGUGGGACGUGGCAAGCCUGACAUAGCUGUACAAGGACAAUUUCAACAUGACUUUUAAUUUGUAAAGUAUAUUAUUCGUUUCAGUUACAAUAAAGUAACGAUAACUACUAUAAAAACAAGAAUAUUAAUAGAAUUUAUAUAAUCUUUAAUACAUAUUGCGGUACGAUAUUAGAGUAAGAAAUAAAUACGUCAUUUGAACAAAUAGGUACGUCUUAAAGUAUAUAUUUUAAUAAAUCAGACGCGUAAAUAUGAUAUUUUCAAUUUCUUUCUAAGACACUGAACAUGACUAGACAUCGGUUGAGUGCUUUGAACUACCUAUAGUUAGAUAUUUUGUCUAUGAUAAAAUCUUAAAAGAAGAUAAAUGAAAUAAAGUGAAAUGUGUUUUAUUUCACCGUAAAUUAAAUUAAUAGAGGAGAUGUGAACCUCAUAUAAAUUAUAAACAAUGAUGUCACCUUGAUGUUCCGCGUUCUUGAUGUUACGCAAAAAAAAUCAUACAAAUAGAAGAUAUUGUUAAUUUAACAAAUUUGAAGGUAGAUUAUUUACAAUCAUAUCAUCAUCAUCAUCAUCAUCAUAACAGCCAUUAAUUAUCCACUGUUGAACAAAGACCUCUCCUUAUUGGGGGAAUAUUAAUAUUUGCCACACUGAGCAGGCGGGUUGACAACCAUAGUUUUUUUGAUGAAUGAAAAUGGUAUGGUAACCCUGCCUGCGCUAACGGGAUGCGCUGGCGGAGCACCAGUGAAGGGUGUUAGAUGAGAAUGAAAACAGGCCAGUUAGCCCAUUAUGAUGAAUUUAGCAGGAAUUAACCAUGAUAGUUUCCAGGGAAAACCGCGAGGAGGUCCACCUGGUUGGGUAUAUUGCUAGCAAUGAGAUUCUCAGUCUACAUUACUAACAAUCCCUUUCCUGUUAGUAAUGUAGGCUUGGGCGAUGUUUUAAGAAGAACGCUGCUGCCUAUCCUUCAACCAUUAUUUUUUUCAUUUCUCAUAACAGAAACAAUAGAACGCCAAAUGCUUAUAUUCAAACUAUAAUGACAAUAUUGUAAAUUAAUAAUUUACGCACUGAAAGAAAUGGUGAAUUCAAUUUUUAGGGUUCGUGUCUCCAAAGGAAAAACGGAACCCUUAUAGGAUCACUUCGUUGUCUGUCCAUCCGUCCGUAUUUACAUAUAAAUGAGUAAGUUUAGAAAAAAAUUAAUGUUAUCAGAAUUGUAUUAAUUUAUUAUGGCUAAAUAUUGCAACAGUAAUUAAGAUUAAAAUUGAUAUUAAACGUUAAUUGAAUACAAAUGGACAUUUUCUCUACUACGUUGAGUGGCAGACAACAGGCAAGACUUAUUAUGGGUGCCCUAACUGGGCAUAUGCCAGUAAGGAGACGCAUACCAGAGGCUUACCAGAGGGAGACUUUGUACAAAAGUCGAUUGCUUGGGUACCUCUGUCCCAUUCGUGUUUCAACCGUAAAGCAGUUGUGUUUACAUGGCUGUGUUUCAGUUUGAAGGGUGGGUUAUGGCAGUGAAUUUACUGGGUACGGAGGAAUAACACCUGAGUUCUCAGGAAUGACAACGCAUGGGGGGUAUCAUGGGCGAAGCAUUAUACUCUGUUAUGUCCAUGGCACGGCUCAUGUCUAUAAGCGACGGUUACCACUUUCCAUCAGGUGGGCCGUUAGCUUGUUUGCCAUUCUAAGUUGUAUAAAAAAAAACAAUAUACAGUUAAACUGCAAUAAAGUAUUAAAGGUUUUUUAGUCUUUUAUUUAUAACUCUUAGACGUAAUAUUUUCUAGGCAAUCUAAAAAAAAAUAUAAACCUAUUAUAUAUAGACCGGUCUGUGUUUUUUACAGAUAAGCUAAAUUGCUAAAGGUUGGGUCUUGUGUAAUCGAAAUAAAAUACUAUAUUUUGAACAAAGAAUAUUAUUUCAAAAUAUCUCAGUAGAUUAAAGGUUAUUCUGUUAGCUGCCUCCGAUUAUUUAUAACAUGCACGUGAAUACUAAAUUUUAAACGAUUUUUCUUCUACUAUGCUACUAAUUUACUUUAUAGUCAACUAAAAAUAUUUUUAAUAUAUAUAUAUAUAUUUUUAUUUGGGUAAACUAACAAUGACAAAGUAAAGAAUAAUAUAUAAUAUCAAUAAAAGAAAACAUUGAGUAAAUUUGCCACCAACUUACCGCUUACCACAGGUUCGAUUCAAAUAGAUUCUGAUAUUUCUUCAGAUAUCUCAUUUUUUUUUAUUGUAUUUAUGUAUU
Messenger RNA from Galleria mellonella (greater wax moth), 2754 nucleotides. Its product is annotated as gloverin-like. NCBI's taxonomy places the organism in Eukaryota, Metazoa, Arthropoda, Insecta, Lepidoptera, Pyralidae. The transcript has 5 exons. The coding region runs from base 70 to 591 and encodes 173 amino acids. The record is from RefSeq and is a predicted model, not a curated record.